AUGUCUCGGUACUACCGCGAAGGUCUCUCACCCUUUGCCUCCCAGGACGGCGGCGGCGCACCGCGGGUGACGGAAGACGACUUUAGCUACAUCACUUCCGAAGACUUGGAGCACUCGCUGCAAGUACCAGCCCGGAGCUACGACCCAAAGAGCCAGCCACCCUCGAGUGCCAAAGUCGAUGAUGAUGUUCUUCUGAUCAAGAACAAGGCUACCAUAUAUCCCGUCCACUUUCCCGCAUACUCGAUCGGCGAUGGCAAGCUCUACGUACGGGAUGUGCGCGACCGGGUCGGUAUGGUCAUGGAGGUCGGUCCCAAGCAAACAAGGCGUAUCAAGAUGCUCUACAAGGGCCGACAACUAAAAGACGAAGACGUGCCGAUCCGCGCAUACAACGUCAAGAACAACAGCGAGAUCCUGGUCGUUUUGCCGGAAGGCGGUGUUUCAGACGACGAGUCCGAUAGCAGCGAGGAAAUCGUCGUUGCUGAUUCCCGAGACGGGCAGCCGACCAAGAGCAAGGGCAAGAGCAAGAACAAGCGGGGAAAGAAGAAGAAGAGCCGAAGCCCACGCGAGGGGAGCAGUCUCGACAUACCAGGAGCUGGGGCGGACGGCAGGAGAUCAGACACGGAGGAAUCGAGACAACCCAGCAGAAUGCCCACGCCGCCGCAGGUGCCCAGCGGGGCAUUGGAGAAGCUGCAGGCCAUCUCGUCGCAUUUCAACACCAAGCUGCUGCCGUUAUGCGUCGAGUUCUCUGCCAGUCCGCCAAAAGACAAGAAAAAAUGCGAGGACGAGCACAGGAAAAUCAGCGAAACGAUCAUGCAGCAGGUGAUGCUCAAGCUGGACGAGGUGGACACGGGGGGAGAUCCGGACAUCAGAGCCAAGAGGAAGCAGCUGGUCACUCAGGUGCAAGACGUGCUAAACGGUAUCGACCGGCAUCUGCCGGAGGGUUCUACGAAACCACAACUGUAUUAA
Molecule: messenger RNA, 966 nt
Organism: Truncatella angustata
Lineage: Eukaryota; Fungi; Ascomycota; Sordariomycetes; Amphisphaeriales; Sporocadaceae
Product: BAG domain-containing protein
Exons: 1
Coding region: 1-966 (321 amino acids)
Biological process (GO): protein stabilization
Cellular component (GO): nucleus; cytoplasm; membrane
Molecular function (GO): adenyl-nucleotide exchange factor activity; protein-folding chaperone binding
Source: RefSeq, a predicted model, not a curated record